AUGUCGUAUUUCACACCUCCCAACGGUGGUACUGAUACUCGAAACGGCGCGGCCAAGGAGCUCAGUGGGUUUGGGGUUGAAAGAGACGCGCAAGACGGGCUCAGAAUCGUCGUCGUGGGCGCUGGUAUAGCGGGCUUGUCGGCGGCCAUUGGUCUGCAGCAGCAAGGCCACCAUGUCACUUGGGACAAGGUUGUAGAAAAGUCUGACCUGUCGAAUGAGGAUGGCGCAAGUGUCAAUCUCAUGCCUCAUGCCAGCGGCAUCGUUUGGCGGUUUGGUGUCUACGUGAAUGGCAGCCUGGCUGCAUACAAUGGCAUGAGCGAGCAAGAUGCGUCCGGAAAUCCUGUGCAGCACAUCGACAACACUGCAACGGCACAACUAUGGCAACAUCCCUGGGUUAUCGUUUCACGCAAAAGUCUACACAAUGCGCUGUUGGCCAGGCUGAAAGAGGCCGGACAGACCAACAACCACCCAAUCACCUUACGCACGACAAGCAAUGUUGUCAAGGUCGAUCCGCUCUCCGCCUCUAUCGAAUUGGCUGGCGGUAGGAAGCUCCAAGCUGACGUUUUGAUCGGCGCCGACGGCGUGGAUUCUACGAUUCGGGCUGCAGUCGCAGGCGCGGAUACAAAGCUGAACGACAGUGGGGAGAGCACCUAUAGCUUUCAACUGAGCAAGAAGCUGUUGUCUGCAAAUCCGAACUUGGCGAGAUAUGUCCAUGAGCAGGGACAGGGGUUUUCCUGGGUUGGCAAGGGACGGCGGCUGUAUCUCUUCCCGCUUUCGAAUGAGGCCGCGGUCAAUGUCAUUGCGACUUGUCCAAGCUUGCCACCAAAUCGCGACUCGAGCUUUGCGGCGGCAAAGAAGCAGUUGCUCGAUCUGUUCGAGGACUUUGACUCAAGCGCCAAAGACAUUAUAUCUCUGGCUGAAGAAUCGACCUUUUCCGCGUGGAAUCAUUACGAGACUUCGGCCCCAUUCCGAUGGAGUCACGGAAGAUCGAUUCUCAUCGGCGACGCUGCACACCCCUUGGGUACAUCAUGGAUACAUGGUCCAAGCCAAGCCCUUGAAGACGCUGCGGCACUCGCUGCGAUCAUGCCUGCCGCAACGUCGCCGGAUGCGGUGUCAUCUGCACUCCAAUUCUUCGAAGAACUUCGACGGAGGCGCGUUGAAGAAGUACAGCGCAGUGAGCAUCGCCUCCGAGCAAUAAAUGGGGUAUCAACUCCUGGGCAGGAGACCGAAUACGAAAGUUUCCAACGCACCCUGUUUGGACACGAUGCCUGGGACUCAGCCAGGCAAGCUGCCCAAAGGUAUUUCAUCCAGCACAAUCGCAAGAACUGGCUACGUCAACCCAUCCAACUGGGCCUCUAUCCCUCCCUGCGUCAACACGCCUCGGGCAAGAUACGGAGGCCACAGGACCAUGUCACCUGGACUCGCUAUACGAUACGAUUUCGUACCUCACGCACCGUCCUCGACGGCUUCCUUCCCGAGGGUUUCAAAUUCAGAUCUCCAGGUUCUGUCGCCGAAGCCUCGUGGGCGAGUGGCAAGACAGAUGGACUGGACUGGCUGGGAGGAGCCGGAUACCACCAUACGGCACUAAUGCUGCACAAUGUCGACUACACGAAGAAGAACGGUGAGGUCCUCCAUGGCAUCUAUCUUGUCAUGAUGAUCGAGGAUCAGACGGACGCCAUUCUCGGCGGUCACGACGACUCUGGAAUGGCCAAGUUGUAUGCCGAAAUUGAUUUCAGAAAGAUCGACGACAAAGCCCUCCUCACCUUCUCCUGGAGAGGCAAGACGUUUGUGGAAAUUGGUCUCGAUGGUCUCGCCGCGACUUCGGCCUCCAAAGGCCCAGAACAACAGGCGACGUCCGGCUCCGUGAUCCCAAAACUUCCACCAGAGACGGGCAUUAUGUAUGAGCGGUACGUGGGCGCGGUGGGACAGCCCGGCGUUGCCGAUGCCCAGUACCCAGUGUAUACUCCAUUCCAGGGCGGUGGUAGCGGGGUGAAGACAAAGGUCACGAAGACGGAGGUUGCUACUGGAGGCUCGGUGACCUAUUUCAGAGGCGACGAGCUCACCCUUCCUACGUGGCAUGGUUAUGUCGAUCGCUUUGCCGAGUUGCCGUUCUACGGCUUCGUCAGUGGCUCGGUGGUGCAAGGCACGGGCGUCGACGACAAUCGGAAUGUGAUGCGGAUUGAAUAA
Messenger RNA from Fonsecaea monophora, 2187 nucleotides. RefSeq lists its product as hypothetical. Gene Ontology annotation, molecular function: monooxygenase activity; FAD binding; lyase activity. The record is from RefSeq and is a predicted model, not a curated record. Lineage: Eukaryota; Fungi; Ascomycota; Eurotiomycetes; Chaetothyriales; Herpotrichiellaceae. The transcript is spliced from 8 exons. Bases 1 to 2187 code for a protein of 728 amino acids.